Molecule: messenger RNA, 3110 nt
Organism: Chara braunii
Lineage: Eukaryota; Viridiplantae; Streptophyta; Charophyceae; Charales; Characeae
Source: the annotation of a GenBank genome assembly
GAGCGGGAGCGCGCCAACCGUUCUACCACCCUCCUGAGCAAUCGUGGAAUAUGAGAAGUGGCUGUGGAGGAGGGCUGAACGGUUGAGCCCGCGCCCUCGCUUGCGCUUCGGUCCCACCUGCGCCUUCCCGUUGUAGAAGGCUACCACGAAGAGAAUGGCGGGCGGACGUCCGCCAGUUUCCCCGCUUCCUGCUUCCGCCUCCCCGCUCCGGCUCUCGUUCUCUGAGCAAUCUUGGGAUGUGGGAAAUGUGGCGCGGGAACGGUGUGAUCACUCUGUUGUCUGAGUACAUAUCUUGAAUAUCCAUAUAUCAAAGCAUAUCCCAGACGUGGCUAUCACUCUGUUGUCUGAGUACAUAUCUUGAAUAUCCAUGUAGUACUAAGGCAUAUCCCAGACGUGGCUGCUGUUGGCAGGGCAAAAACAAGGCGGCAUGAAGCGUAGGAGGAGGGGAGCUUGUUAACGAUUGAUUGAAUAGCGUGAAUUGUUAUGAAUCCGGCCUUAUGUUCAUCAGUGCACGGACGGAAUUGAACCGGCACCCUCAGCCACAAGAGCCAAGUCUCUUAAACCCUACACCCGCCACACGAGAUCCCAUAAGUUCUUUUUUUUGGCUUUUUUUUCCCCAAAUUUAGACGAUCAAAUUAAAUUAGGACCGCAAAAGAGUGUGAAGCAAAGAUACGAUAGUCAAGGUUUCCCUUAGCUCGCUGUGGAUUCCUUCGCUGUGGAAGCUUAUACACACACGUGCAGCCUCCUCCUCCUCCUCCUCCUCCUCCUGCUCCUCCUCCUCUUCCUCUUCCUCUUCCUCCUCUCGUCUUUCUCCCCCUCCUCAUCAUCUGUCAUCUGUCAUUAUCAUCACAUCAUCAUCAUCAUCAUCAUCAUCAUCAUCAUUAUCAUCAUUAUCAUUGUUGUCCUCCUCCUCCUUAUCGUCAUUACAUUACGGACUACGACAGGUUGAGGAGCAUCUUCGUUUCCACAUCAUCAUCAUCAUCAUCAUCGUUUCCACUGCAGUGAGAUAAAGCAUCUGAAACGUUUCAGGAUAUACACGAGUUGGUGUUUUUUAAUCGUUUUUAAAGUUUUUUUUUGCAUUUUUCUUCCUUCCAUUUUCACAUAUUUUCUCGUGGUCCAUUAGUUGUGUUCCUUCCCUUGCUCGACUAGUUAGUGGACUGGGGAUCUAUGUAGAGUCGCAGAAAAUUGUGGAUAUCAGUUGUGUAUAGUACUAUAAUGAGUCGAAUUGUGGAUGGUUCUAUAACUGUCACAAACAAAAUAAAGGAUGUUCUCACAAAGAUUAAUUAAUUCAGAGAUCCAGAAAAUACUUAAUCGUCAUGACAAUUAAUUCAAUUUAAUUGCUUAUUAUGUACAUGAUUGUUUUCACGUAUACAUAUGUAUAUAUGUAUAUAGAUAUAGAUAUGGAUAUAUGUGGACAUGUCUCUGUUUAACGAUAUAUAUAUGUAUAUAUUGUCACAAUAAACACAUGUGUAUUUGUCGCAAAGAAGGUCGUGGAGAAGCUUUGUCUACUAUUCACUCUUCUUGUCCCUUACACACCUACUAAUCAAAACAAACAAAGAAACAAAGAAACAAAGAAACAAAGAAACAAACAAAGAAACAAAGAAAGAAACAAAGAAAGAAAGAAACAAAGAAACAAAGACAGAAACAAAGAAAGAAAGAAAGAAAGAGAGAGACAGUCUAGUUCUCUGUUACAUACCUACUAAUUGAAAAGAAAGACAGACAGUAAGAAAGAGAGAAAGGAAGAGAGAUCGAAACAAAACAAAUAAACACAAUACCAGUUUAUUAUUAUCUUUUUUUUUAGAAAAAAAAGAGUUCCGUUGUCUGUUACACACAAUACCUACUAGUUGAAAAAAAGACAGAGAAAGAAAGAGAGAAAAAAAAAGAGAAAGAAAGAGAGAAAGAAGUGAAAGAAAGAAGUGAAAGAAAGAGAGAAAGAAAGAGAAAGGAAGAGAGAAAGAAAGAGAAAGGAAGAAAAAAACAAACACAACACGAGUUCCUCCCCACCUUUAAGAAAAAGAGAGAAAACCAACCUGAAUUUUCCUUGAAGAAGAGAGAGAGAGAGAGAGAGAGAGAGAGAGAGAGAGAGAGAGAGAGAGAGAGGAAGAAAGAGGGGAUGGUGGGUUCGAUGGCAGAUGAUACUGUUCCACGGACGUCCCAAAAUAUUAUACAGAAGACAAGAAAAAGAAUGUGCGUGUAUUGCGGCCAUCAUUCCGGUUUGUCUCCUGACUAUGGCAAGGCAGCCAUGGAGCUAGGGAAAGAGCUGGUCCGCCGGGGGAUCGGCCUCGUCUAUGGGGGCGGCAGUGUCGGGAUCAUGGGUGUGCUAUCGAGGGCAGUGCAGGAAGGAGGCGGUGACGUCGUUGGCGUCAUUCCCGAGGCACUUACGCCUAUCGAGCUCUCAGGACCGAUGGUGGGGACCACCAUUGUCGUUCGUACCAUGCACGAGCGCAAGGCCAAGAUGGCCAGCUUGGCGGACUGUUUCAUCGCGUUGCCCGGCGGCUAUGGAACGCUGGAGGAGCUGAUGGAAAUGCUGACGUGGUCGAACUUAGGCUUUCACAGCAAACCCGUGGGAGUGCUGAACGUAGUCAAUUACUACGAUCCUCUCUUGCAGAUGUUUGAUCGGAUGGUCACCACGGGGUUUCUCUUGCAGGCUCAGCGGGACAUCAUCAUCUGUGAAUCCACUCCUUCGGGGCUCAUAGACCAACUACUGCUACGGGGAGGAGAAACAGCAAGGGACGGCGGUCAGCCGCCUCUACCGACGAGACCCAUCUUGCCUUCUCAUGGCGGUGAAUCCUUAGGAGGCGGCGACAACGACGGCAAUAAUGAAAGUAAGGGCACAUUGACUGUCCCUCGUCAUGCUGAAGAAACUGGCACAUUGACUGUCGCUCGUCAUGCUGAAGAAACUGGCACAUUGACUGUCCCUCGUCAUGCUGAAGAAACUGGCUGUCAGUACAGAGAAGAUAAGGCAACCUAGCAAUGAUAUGAUAAUGGAAGUAAGGGAGGAGGUGCGAGGUGGAGAGGGAUCUAUCUCCAAAACCUCCUGAUGUCGUAGGAUCAAAUCCUAUAGAGCGUGUUUUAUUAUAGAUAAGAUAGAAUGAAUAGGAUAUUAAAUU